Messenger RNA from Juglans microcarpa x Juglans regia, 1242 nucleotides. RefSeq names its product queuosine salvage protein-like. The coding region runs from base 133 to 1050 and encodes 305 amino acids. The record is from RefSeq and is a predicted model, not a curated record. NCBI's taxonomy places the organism in Eukaryota, Viridiplantae, Streptophyta, Magnoliopsida, Fagales, Juglandaceae. The transcript is spliced from 7 exons.
ACUUCGAAUUAAGAGGACCACACCGCCUCGUCCGCCCACCUCAACCAUAUCAUAAUUACUCUGUCCUCUGUUAUUUUUAGGGUUCUAAAAACACUAUACCAAUACCCAGUGUGGUCCGCCCCCUCAGACGCCAUGGACGAUGUUAGAGCAAGCUCGGCUUGGGUCGCCAGCCACGCCUCUCACGUGCACGUCGACUCCACAGGGAUUGAGAAAAUCGUGGAGAAUAUUGGCACUAUUCCCAAAGUGGAUUGGGAUUUCGAAGGGAUUCACUAUUUCGACAAUGGCCCGCUCACGGUUCAGUACCUGUUUGUGCUCGAUGCUAUGAAUUUCUGUUUUUGGCCUGAUAAGGAUUUAAGUUAUGAUCAUUUGGCCUCGGGUCUAAAGGCUGCUCUACAAAAUGAAAGAUCUGCGUUCGAUGCUGAUUGUCUGCAAAAGUACACCGGUCCUCAGUUACGUGAGCUGUUGAAAUGGCCCAGACCACUUCCUUUGGAGGAGGAACGUGUUCGUUUACUGCAUGAGGUUGGCUUUGAACUGGAAAGAAGCUUCGAUGGCAAAGCAUCCAAUCUGGUGAAGUCCUGUGGAAAAUCAGCUUUGAACCUUGUGGCUCUUGUUACACGUCACUUUCCCGGCUUUCGAGACCACUCGCUAUACAAAGGCCACCAGGUAUUCUUGUAUAAAAGAGCUCAGAUAUUUGUAGCAGAUUUAUGGGGUGCCUUUAAAGGCCAAUCAUAUGGAGAAUUUGAUGACAUUGGUUCCAUCACCAUAAUGGCGGACUAUAUUGUUCCAGCUGUGCUUCGACAGCUUGGUGCCCUAAAAUAUAGUUCAACCCUUGCCAGCAUGAUUGAAGCCAAUAGUGAAAUAGGUCCAGGUAGUGAGGAGGAAGUUGAACUGCGAGCUUGCUCUGUACAUGCUGUGGAGAAAAUGAGGGAAUUAAUCAGUUCAAAAUUAGGAAAGCCGGUGUUGAGCGUGGAGUUAGACCUUUGGCUUUGGGCUUCUGGAAUUCAAUGUUCAUCAUUGCAACACCAUCGAACGCUUUCAAUAUAUUAUUAAGUGCAUCUUACACUAUGGUAGUGUUCCUCUUAAGUAUUUAGUUAAAAUUAUGAAUUGACGUUGUAGGUAACGAGGUAACGGAUUCAUAUCAGCCUUUUAAAACUCCUUUUAGAUAGUCACAUCUUAUGGAGGAUGCUUUUAUAACUAAUUUACUUUUCAUUUGCUAUGAAUGAACCAGUGGAUCUUAUGAAA